Messenger RNA from Gopherus evgoodei (Goodes thornscrub tortoise), 4955 nucleotides. It is a transcript of the gene C2CD5, whose product is annotated as C2 calcium dependent domain containing 5. Gene Ontology annotation, molecular function: calcium-dependent phospholipid binding; calcium ion binding. Gene Ontology annotation, biological process: intracellular protein transmembrane transport; positive regulation of D-glucose transmembrane transport; positive regulation of protein targeting to membrane. Lineage: Eukaryota; Metazoa; Chordata; Testudines; Testudinidae. Gene Ontology annotation, cellular component: plasma membrane. The record is from RefSeq and is a predicted model, not a curated record.
UUAGUAUCACCCAGCAACGCAGGCGCAUGCGCCCGGAAGACGACUUUUUCUCCCAAUCGGUCUGCUUAGAACAUUGGCGCAUGCGCGCGGUUCCAUGAAUUCCCCCCCACCAUGCGCAUGGGCGCUCCGAAUGGUGGGGAGUGAGGGAGUUGCGUACCGUUGCCCAGCUUCGCGCAUGCGCACGUCGUUCCCUUACCGUUCCUUGGGACACAAACAGGCUGCUGUUGUUGUUUUCUCCUUGCAGCUGGGGGCAGGAAGAUGCCGGGGAAGUUGAAAGUCAAGAUCGUGGCUGGGCGCCAUUUGCCAGUGAUGGACCGAGCCAGUGACCUGACUGAUGCCUUCGUGGAGGUAAAAUUUGGAAAUACCACAUUUAAGACAGAUGUGUACCCCAAAUCCCUCAAUCCUCAGUGGAACUCAGAAUGGUUUAAAUUUGAGGUAGAUGAUGAAGACCUACAAGAUGAGCCCCUGCAGAUCACGGUUCUUGAUCAUGACACCUACAGUGCUAAUGAUGCCAUUGGCAAAGUGUACAUUGAUAUUGAUCCUUUGCUCUAUAGUGAGGCAGCUACAGUUAUCUCUGGAUGGUUUCCAAUUUAUGAUACCAUACAUGGUAUCCGUGGGGAGAUCAAUGUGGUAGUGAAAGUAGACCUCUUCAAUGAUUUAAACCGUUUUAGGCAGUCAUCCUGUGGAGUCAAAUUUUUUUGCACCACAUCUAUUCCAAAGUGUUAUAGAGCUGUAGUAAUUCAUGGAUUUGUGGAAGAGCUGGUUGUUAAUGAAGACCCCGAAUACCAAUGGAUAGACCGAAUCCGUACACCAAGGGCAUCAAAUGAGGCUAGACAGAGACUUAUUUCACUAAUGUCAGGUGAACUUCAAAGGAAGAUUGGCUUGAAGGUACUUGAAAUGAGAGGGAAUGCAGUUGUUGGUUACUUGCAGUGUUUUGAUUUGGAGGGAGAAUCUGGACUAGUAGUACGAGCCAUAGGAACAGUCUGUACCUUGGAUAAAAUAAGUAACACAGCAUUCUUACCUGCAUGUAAUUCCCCAUCUAAAGAAAUGAAGGAGAUUCCUUUCAAUGAAGAUCCCAAUCCCAAUACUCAUUCAUCAGGACCCUCCACCCCUCUGAAAAACCAAACCUAUUCCUUUUCACCUUCCAAGUCCUACAGUCGACAGUCCUCUUCUUCUGACACAGAUUUGAGUUUGACACCCAAAACUGCACCUUCCCCACAGGGGCCUAGGAUUUUCCUGUUUCCUAGCUCCCCUACUCUGUCUUGUGGUUCCCCACAUCUUAACAAGUCCUGUCUCCUCCUCCCGGGGUCUAGCCUUAACCCUCUUCACUCUAGCCAUGUCAGCCCAUUUGUUCUGAGGAAAAGUGUCUCUUUCACUGAAGAGCUGCUUCUGGCUGCUUCUGGAAUGGGCAGUGGGAGUGCUGGAAAAGAAGGGGGACCAUUUAAAGCUCUAUUACGACAACAGACGCAGACAGCUCUGGAGCAAAGGGAAUUUCCUUUUUUUACCUUGACGGCCUUUCCACCUGGCUUCCUUGUCCAUGUUGGUGGUGUGGUCAGUGCACGCUCUGUGAAGCUUUUGGACCGCAUCCACAAUCCUGCCUUUGUCGGAAUUAUGGGUAACACAAGAUCAUACAAACUGCUAGACUGGAAUAGUUUCAAUUCAGAUGAACCAGAGACACGAGAUGCGUGGUGGGCAGAAAUCAGACAAGAGAUAAAAUCCCAUGCCAAGGCAUUGGGUUGUCAUGCUGUAGUGGGCUACAGUGAAUCAACUAGCAUUUGUGAAGAGGUCUGUAUUUUGUCCGCGUCUGGCACAGCAGCUGUACUGAACCCUAGGUUUCUCCAGGAUGGCACCAUGGAAGGCUGUUUGGAACAAAGGUUAGAAGAAACUUCACCUCCAGGUUGUGGAUUUUGCCACAUACCAUAUGAUGAACUGAACAUGCCAUUCCCUGCUCAUCUCAUAUACUGUUACAACUGCAGAAAACAAAAGGUUCCUGAUGUUCUUUUCACAACAAUAGAUCUGCCUGCAGAGGCAAUGGUUAUUGGAAAGGGAUGUCUUAUUCAAGCCAGGUUAUGUCGCCUGAAAAAGACUCAAGCUGAAGCAAAUGCAACAUCCAUCAGUAAUCUGUUGCCAUUUAUGGAAUAUGAACGUACACCCAGGCUAAUGAAUAAACUUAAAUUGAAAGGAAUGAAUGCUUCUGUUUGGUCUGAGGAUUCAAGAUUACAGUGGGUGAGGAAUAUGCUGAUGGGCUUGGCAUCUGCCACUGGUGUGUAUCUGACAGCUUUACCGACCCCUGGUGGUAUUCAGAUUGCUGGGAAGACUCCAAAUGAUGGCGCCUAUGAACAGCAUGUUUCUCACAUGCAAAAAAAAAUAAAUGAUACAAUAGCAAAAAACAAGGAACUUUAUGAGAUUAACCCUCCUGAGAUACCAGAGGAAAUCAUAGGGUCUCCCUUUCCAGAACCAAGACAGCGUUCCAGGCUGCUAAGAUCUCAGUCAGAAAGUUCUGAUGAAGUUAUGGAACUAGACCUUUCACAUGGGAAAAAGGAUGCUUUUGUCUUGGAGAUUGAUGAUACAGAUGCAAUGGAAGAUGUACAUUCUUUACUGACGGAUGUUCCACCACCUCCAGGUUUUUACAGUUGUAACACAGAAAUUAUGCCUGGCAUAAAUAACUGGACUUCUGAUAUACAGAUGUUCACCUCAGUAAGAGUAUCCAGGUUAAGCAACAUUAACCUGACAAAUCAAACACUUAACAAGAACUUUAAUGAUCUCUGUGAGAAUCUGCUUAAGAGUCUAUAUUUCAAGCUGCGAUCUAUGAUUCCCUGCUGCCUUUGUCACGUAAAUUUUACAGUGGCUCUUCCAGAGGAUGAAGUAAUUCAGGUCACAGUCACAGCGGUUGCAAUAACAUUUGACAAAAAUCAGGCUUUACAAACCAGUAAAGUCCCUGUAGAAAAAACAUUGCAAAGGGCCUCUACAGACAAUGAAGAGCAGCUACAAUUUCCACUGGAACUUUGCUCUGAUCCUCUUGUUUCUCAGCCAUACUCACCAGCUAAAGAGGUCCUGGAGAAUGCAAGUUCCCACACAGGUAUACCAGCUGCACAGAGAGCAACGUCAGUUGAUUACAGUUCCUUUGCAGACAGAUGCAACAGCUGGAUAGAGCUCAUUAAACUGAAAGCUCAGACCAUAAGGCGUGGAUCAAAUAAGACAACUGCUUCUCUUGACAAAGCAAGUCCACUGGCUGAAGGACACUUGCGUCACCGUUCUGUUCCAGCAUGCACCAAUUCUACUGUCUCGGUUGUUAAGAUGACACCUCUUUCUUUUAUCCCUGGGGCAAAAAUAACCAAGUAUCUUGGGAUAAUCAACAUGUUUUUUAUUCGGGAAACCACUUCUUUACGUGAGGAGGGCGGUGUCAGUGGCUUUCUCCAUACUUUCAUUGCUGAAGUGUUUGCAAUGGUGAGGGCACACGUUGCGGCUUUAGGGGGGAAUGCAGUUGUCUCAUAUAUAAUGAAACAGUGUGUUUUCAUGGAGAACCCCAACAAAAAUCAGGCACAGUGUCUAAUAAAUGUCAGUGGGGAUGCAGUGAUUGUUGUACGUGAAUCUGAAUUAGAAGUGGUACCAGUGCAACCAUCUGCUGCUGUCUCUCAACCUGCAAGUGCUGGAGAUGUCACGACAUGAAGCCAGAAGAAGUGGAUUGGCCCUGCCCAAAGUAAAAAGAUCUCUGCAAAAUGUGGGAGUGUUUAGCUUUACCUCUUCAAAAAUCAGUAGUUCUCCAAAAUAUUACAGUCAGCUAAAUCUAAGACAAUCACUAACCUUCGUCCAUCAACUUUACAUAAUAGCCAGGGCAACGUUUUAUUGGCCAGUACCCUGUAAUUCCAUUUAUUUAAUUACUAGCCCCUGUGAAAUCUAGACAGAAGAUGAGGCAUUGAUCUAAAGGAAUUCCAUAGAGCUCCUGAAAUAAAACAGGAACUUACUUGUGUCUUUUCUUUAUGUAGUUGUUUGACAAGGCCAGAAAAAAUAACUCAAACAGUAUCUGAGUCUGAUAAUGCUUGUACAUUUUAAUUUACUCUUAAUUAAUUUAAGAAACAAAAACUGGAAGAUAAUUAAGAAACUGGAAUCAGCUGCCUUUGAAUGAGCAAGAGAUCAUGACUGGUUUAAAAAAAAAUAUUACCAAAUAAGCAAUUGUCUGGUGUGAAGUCUGUAAUGAGCUUUAGUUAAUGGAACUUUGAGAGGAAAAAAGCACGAGAAAUGACUGUCUGAACUUAGCAGCAUGCUAAAAUGUUUUUCAGCUGUUUGUGAACUAGUGAAUAUUUUUAUUGUACAACUUUUUUUAUUUUAAAUGUUCGAUGUUGCUGCUUUAUAAGCAUAACUAUGGUAAAACAAAAUAAAUGAUUAUAUCUGGUUCAGGUAUUAUAAGUUCAUUUCAAUAUUAACAUUUGUACAAUGCUUUUUUGGGGGCGGGAGGAGAGAGUCUGCAAAAUAAUGUCUUAACCUACUGAAGUCCAGUUUUUUAGGGCAUGAUCUUGCAAUAUUGAUAUAGACAAAGUCAGAGAGACAGUCACCUGCAUAUAUGGAGGCAGAAUUAGGCCCUCUGUAUUUUGCUAUUUGGAAAUGCCUGGCUAAGUUGGGUAAAAGAACAGUUAAAAUAUUUUUAUGACAUUAACUUCUACAAGUCAGGUUUCCUUUCACAUACUAUAAUUGGGAGAUGAUGGGUACUGCAGGAAAAGGAAACAAUCCAUUUCUAGCAAAUCUUUUGAAGACUUUGGUAGAAUAAUAUAAAGACUGACUCUUUAGAUUUGAAGACAUGUUCAUGGAAAUAUGUGUUGACAACAUCUAAUAUGGAACUUGAAUAAAUGUGUAAACUUGAAUGUAAAUAUUCUGUGUAGUCAGACCCAAAUAUCCCAUUGUAUAUGAGCAUAAAAAUCAUAUUCCUCCUUUGUACAAUAAAUUUCUGUAUAAAACCA